AUGGGAAGGUUGCGCGGGCCUUUUAAUACUGCGUUGUCUCCCUUAAAGGAUAAAAUCAAAUGUCAAGGUCAUGUAACCAAAAAACCAAAUGAUUCCAUAUUACCAUAUUUACAUGCGGCUGGCUUUGGUGAAGUGGUAAAACUCGGAAAUUAUAAGAUAGAUGUCGGUCUCAUCACUGCUAUGGUUGAGAGAUGGAGACCUGAAACUCACACAUUUCAUCUUCCAAUAGGUGAGUGCACAAUAACUUUGGAAGAUGUUUAUUACAUUUUAGGAUUAAACGUUUCUGGUUUACCUGUUAGCGGUUCCAAUUUUGUGCAAGUAAAACAAAUUUGUGAUUACUUAGGAGUUAUCACACCCGAUGGAGCAACAAAAGGUAAUUCUAUUAAAUUAAAGUGGCUUAAGAAUACAUUUGACGAUGUUGGUGAAAAUGCAUCUGAAUUAGAAAAACAAGCAUCAUGUCGAGCAUACAUCCUACGUAUGAUCGGAGGGUUAUUGAUGCCUGACAAAUCCAACAACCGUGUACAUCUAAAAUAUCUUUCACUAUUAGGAGAUUUAAACAAAGUAUCCCAAUAUAGUUGGGGUUCAGCUGUUUUAGCUACACUUUAUAGAGAAUUAUGCCUUGCAACGAAACCUGGUGUAAUAUCUAUGGGAGGAUGCGCAUUAUUGUUGCAAAACUGGGCAUGGUAUCGUUUGUCUUGUGUCGCUCCUGAAUCUCUCAAACCAUGGAUAUUUCCACUUGCACAAAGGUUUAAUUCUGGUGGUCUAAAUUUUGCUAAAGUUCCUCAUAACGACGUAGAAGGAUAUCGAAAAACAAUUGAUCACAUGAUGGUUGAGGAAGUAAUAUAUUAAAUCACAUUUAUUUGAAUUUUUUUAAAUAUUUUAUUAUUUAUACUUGUUAUAAUUACUUUAGCUUAUUUUUUACAUGUCAGUUUUAUUGGAGAC
Cicer arietinum (chickpea) is the source of this 942-nucleotide messenger RNA. Lineage: Eukaryota; Viridiplantae; Streptophyta; Magnoliopsida; Fabales; Fabaceae. The record is from RefSeq and is a predicted model, not a curated record.